Helianthus annuus (common sunflower) is the source of this 807-nucleotide messenger RNA. Its product is annotated as homeobox protein 2-like. Bases 1 to 807 code for a protein of 268 amino acids. The record is from RefSeq and is a predicted model, not a curated record. The transcript has 2 exons. NCBI's taxonomy places the organism in Eukaryota, Viridiplantae, Streptophyta, Magnoliopsida, Asterales, Asteraceae.
AUGUCAAAUCGAAACUCAAACCAAAACCUCAACCAAAACCAAAACCCGAACCAAUUCCAAUAUCGAAGCAACUUCAAUCCCGCCCAAAAUGUUCAACCUAUACCUCAAGAGCGACCGUGUGGCAAUCGAGAUCGUGGCAAUCCCACGAAUGAAGACCCGUUCUUUAAAAUAGACGAUUUGAGGAACGCCAUUCCCGAUGACGAACCGUAUAGUGUUCCCGGUUAUCAAUCGCCAGAACAUGUGAGUGUUCAUACGGAAAAUUCGGAUGAUGGGGGAUAUUACGAUGAUCGGGCUAAUGAUGAUGAAGAUUGGUGGUAUGUGAAUCGAGGUAACUUUUACAAUGCAAGAGAGUUUGAAGAUGAUGAGUUUGGCUACCAAAACGCCAACUUUAUGGGGAACGAUGAUUACGGGUAUGGGAAUAGGAGAAAUGACGGUUACGAAAACAACCGCCAACCACAGAACAACAACCAAAGGAACCGGAAUGACGGGUUUUACAAUAAUAACAACAAUUCUAACCCUAACUGGAUUCCUCGUUUCAUGGGAGGGGUUAAUCAAAGGGGUAACCAAGGUGGAAACCGAAGAGGUGAUAGGGGAGCUGAUAGAAGGGAUAAUCGAAGGCCGGUGGAUCAAGAAGUUAACGGUCCACAUCGUCGUCAACAACCUCCACGGGGAGUGAAUGACCGUUUUAGACCAGUGGUUACGGAUAAUAACUCUCCAAUAGUUUGUGAAAGGAGAAUGUUCGACUGUAAGCCUCAUUACAUCAAUAUACUUCCCCACUUCAAUGGGAGGUCUAAUGAUGAACCGUAA